AUGGAGUUCCUCGAAGGACAGACACGGAUUCUGGAUGCUGUAGCAGUCGAUCGUCGCUCGGAGAAUUUACAAUCAUCUUCCUCUGCUACUAAUUCCGGCUUCAAGAAAUCAGUACCCAAGUUUUCUGUGCAUGCAACCACUGAUACUCCUACGAUGCAGUGUCAGCAAUGCAAUGGUCGACAUUAUAUCACAAGCUGUCCUGUAUUUGAGCGGAUGACACUAGAUAAACGGUUCCAAGUAGUCAACUCUAAGAAGCUGUGCAGCAACUGUUUGAGACAAGGUCAUCUGAACCGUGACUGUACAUCGCGUUUCCGUUGCCGCACUUGUAGUAAGAAACACCAUUCUCUUCUACAUCCUGGAAUAGGGGCGUCGGUUUCCACUCCAACUGUUGGUCCACUGACGCAGGCGCCUUCUACGGCUCAGCCACAACCCAGCAAUUCUACACACGUGGUUUCCAUAGACGAUUCAUUACAAACGAUGCAGAGUUCGGUGGCCACUAUUUUCGCUUCCAACGUCGCAACAGAGCAUCGAGAGUUCCAUGUAUUUCUUUCAACGGUUCUGGUGUCAGUGAAGGACUGCAAUGGGCGUUCACAUCUAGCUAGGGCGCUUCUGGAUAGCGGGUCACAGGCGAAUAUUAUCUCGGAUCGUCUGUGUCAGAUUCUAAAGUUACAUAGGAAGGGAGUUAACGUACCGAUCUCUGGGAUUGGCAGUUCCACUUUCCGAGUUUCACACUCCGUUACGACGACGGUUUCAUCUCGAAUUAGCGAUUAUUCCAUACCGAUGGAAUUCCUAGUAAUGAAGAAAGUGACUGAGGACCAACCAUCAGCGACUAUCCUCAUCGGAGACUGGAAUCUCCCAACCGACUUCCAGUUGGCUGACCCAGGCUUCAAUAAACGUGGCACGAUCGACCUUCUUCUCGGAUUGGAACACUUCUACGAGUUCCUCCUGCUCAAUGGUGGCCGGGUUCAAAUCCAGCGUAUAGGCAACGGGCUUCCAUUGCUCGUCAACACAGUAUUCGGUUGGGUUGUAGCAGGAAAGGUGAACCUAGGUCAAAUGAAUCCAAUUCCUAGUUGUCAUGUGGUAGUUGGCAACUCGUUGGAGCAGAAGAUCGAGCGGUUUUGGACGAUCGAUGAAAUUCAGGACGCUCCACGGUUCUCACAGGAAGAGAUCGAUUGCGAAAACCAUUACAGAGUCAUGUUCUCACGCGAUACUGAAGGACGAUAUGUGGUUCGGCUUCCGAAACGAGUGGGCUUCGACAAGAUGAUCGGAGACUCAAGGGAAAUGGCGUUACGGCGAUUUGUUCAGCUAGAGAGGCGUUUCAAGCGGGAUGAAGCACUGCGUGAGCGGUACAGUGACUCAAUACGAGAGUAUUUGAACAACGGGCACAUGGCAUUAGUCGAAGAGGCGGAGGAAAGGUCCAAAGAGCUGCUCGUGUGUUACUUACCACACCAUCCGGUCGUCAAGGAGUCGAGCACGACUACAAAGAUUCGGCCGGUGUUCGAUGGAUCAGCCAAGACGACCAAUAAUUAUUCCCUCAACGACGGACUGAUGACGGGACCAGUUAUCCAGGAUCAACUAAUCGAUCUGAUCCUGCGUUUCCGCAAGCACAAGGUGGCGUUAGUCGCGGACAUCGAGAAGAUGUACCUACAGGUGAAGGUACAUUCGGACGACUGUCAAUUCCAGCGCAUUCUGUGGCGCUUCUCCCCAUCCGGUCCGAUCAGGACGUACGAACUACAGCGGGCAACAUUUGGUUUGGCACCGUCUUCUUUUCUCGCCACUAGAUCACUUCAUCAGUUGGCGGAAGACGAAGGUGCUGUGUUUGCACGAGCGAAAGCAGCGCUCGUGAAUGAUUUCUAUGUAGACGAUUACAUCGGUGGUGCUGAUUCUGAGGAAGAAGCAAUUUUGUUGAGGCAGGAGCUUGAGCAGCUGUUACCAAAAGGUGGUUUUCGGUUGCGCAAAUGGAAUUCCAGUAUGAAAGGCGUGCUGGAAGGAGUGUCUGCAGAGGACUUGGGAACGCAAACAACGUUGACGUUCAACAAAGAAGAGCAGGUGAAGACGCUAGGGGUCACUUGGGAACCGGGGCCGGAUGUACUUGGCAUCGACGUAUCGACUUCCAGCAUAAUCGGUUGCUGGACUAGGCGGCAGGUGUAUUCGGUCAUUGCACGACUUUUCGACCCACUCGGUCUCAUAGGUCCAGUUAUAGCGUGGGCCAAGAUUCGAAUGCAACAGCUCUGGGUGGCCACACAAGACUGGGAUGAGCCACUAUCACAAGAACUGGCGGAACGGUGGACACAGUUCUACGAACAACUUCCAUUCCUCUCUGAAGUGAGGGUGAAUCGCUUCGCUUUCUGUUCACAGCCACAUCUGGUGCAAUUUCACAUUUUCUCGGAUGCAUCGGAGGCGGCAUAUGGCGCGUGUGUUUAUGCUCGGACGAUUAGCCAAACGGGGCAAAUCAAGGUGGAGUUGUUGUCGUCGAAAUCACGUCCCGCGCCGCUGAAAAGGGUCAGCGUCGCAAGGUUGGAACUUUGCGGAGCGUUGCUGGCAGCCAAACUCUACCAAAAGGUUCGACAUGCGCUAAAGAUGGAAGAAACGGAAGCAUGGUUUUGGUCCGACUCGACUGUCGUCCUUUGCUGGUUGCGAUCACCAUCCUAUGUCUGGCCGACGUACGUUGCGAACCGUGUCUCACAGAUCCAGGAAUGGACGAAAGGACAUCGAUGGAAUCACGUCAAGGGGACGGAGAACCCUGCCGAUCUCGUGUCACGAGGAGUCUUGCCGAAGGACUUUGUCAGCCUUCAACACUGGUUUCACGGUCCUGCCUGGUUGUCGCUGCCGGACCAACUCUGGAACAAUCCCACACGGUUUGAGGAUCCGCCGGAAGACCAAUUAGAACGGAAGCGGAUCGUUUUCACCACCCUAACACUUCUGGAACCACAUCCACUACUGGACCGUAUCUCCUCGUACUCGAAGUUGCUUCGGGUAACAGCUCUCUGCUUUCGCUUCGCACGGAAAUGCCAACGUCGUCACAAGGAAAUUCCCGACACCCAACACAUCAGUGUCGCAGAGCUGCAAGUCGCAAAACAAGCUAUGGUCCGUCAGGUGCAGCAGAACGCGUUCGCCACAGAAAUUAAGGAGCUAUCCAAUCAUCGUGUCGUCCCCGUCCGCUCACCGUUGAAACACGGUGGCCCACGAAUGACGCUCGCACAAGUCCGCCAGGAAUAUUGGCCCCUGAAUGGCAUGUCUCUGGCAAACUAUAUUUACCGGAAUUGUAUACGUUGUUUCCGAAGCAACCCUGCCUCAGUAACCCAACCUCCCGGACAGCUUCCUCGUCCUCGAACCCUUCCAGCUCGACCUUUUUCCACUACUGGGGUAGAUUACUGUGGUCCAAUCUACCUCAAACCCGUUCACCGGAAAGCUGCAGCGCAGAAGGCCUACAUCGCUGUUUUCGUGUGCUUCUGCACCAAAGUAGUUCACUUGGAGCUAGUGGGCGAUUUGUCGUCAGCCAAAUUCAUCGCCGCACUGCGUCGUUUCGUUGGAAAACGAGGGGUUCCUGCCGAUAUCCACUCGGACAACGGCCUCAACUUCAAGGGGGCUAACAACGAACUCCGAGCGCUCUACGAACUUCUCAACGAUUCCGCAAGUGCAACAACCAUAAGCAACGAAGCCGCUCGGAAUGGAAUCGUGUGGAAAUUCAUUCCACCGAGAGCUCCAAACUUCGGUGGUCUUUGGGAAGCCGCUGUCAAAUCCGCUAAGUCAUCAUUGGUGAAACUUCUUGGACAACGUCGGCUAUCUUUCGAGGACAUGACCACCGUUCUUGUUCAGGUUGAAGCGGCAAUGAACUCUCGCCCACUGACACCCCUCUCCGAGGACCCGCACGAACUGGAUGUUCUGACUCCGGGUCAUUUUCUCACCGGAUCUUCGCUGCUGACGAUUCCAGAUCCGGAUUACACAGAUGUUCCAACAAAUAGGCUUGAACACUAUCGGCAGCUGCAACAGCUCGUCCAGCAGCACUGGAAGCGUUUGCGAAGGGAAUACAUCUCACAACUACGUCAACCAGCGUGCUGCCCCACCGAUCGAGCUGAAGGUCGGACAAAUGGUCAUCCUAAAGGAGGACGACAAGGCACCGAUCUCUUGGCCUCUCGGUCGUAUCACGGAAGUCUACCCUGGCCCGGAUGGAGUGACCAGAGUAGUUACCCUGAGGACAUCGCAAGGGAUAUACAAGAGGCCGUCCACUCGUGUUUGCCUGCUGCCUUUCGAGAAGGACUCGAGUGGGCAAUCAUUGUCACCAAGUCGAACUCCGAGGGUCGUGACGUCGCCUACCCCCAGCAAUGA
This is a messenger RNA of Toxorhynchites rutilus septentrionalis, 4329 nucleotides long. RefSeq lists its product as uncharacterized. The transcript has a single exon. Gene Ontology annotation, molecular function: nucleic acid binding; zinc ion binding. Gene Ontology annotation, biological process: DNA integration. The record is from RefSeq and is a predicted model, not a curated record. The coding region runs from base 1 to 4329 and encodes 1442 amino acids. Lineage: Eukaryota; Metazoa; Arthropoda; Insecta; Diptera; Culicidae.